Closterium sp. NIES-65 is the source of this 309-nucleotide messenger RNA. The record is from the annotation of a GenBank genome assembly. NCBI's taxonomy places the organism in Eukaryota, Viridiplantae, Streptophyta, Zygnematophyceae, Desmidiales, Closteriaceae.
AUGCAGCCAUCAGCGAAGGAGGAGGUGGAGGAGGAGGAGGAGGAGGAGGAGGAGGAGGAGGAGGAGGAGGAGGAGGAGGAGGAGGAGGAGGAGGAGGAGGAGGAGGAGGGGGAAAGAGAAGAGGCACAAUCGGCUUUGCUAGUAAAGAAGGUGGGGCAGGACGCAGGCGUGCACAUGGGCGUGGUGGGCGAGUUCAACAGCACGUGUGCCGCCAUGGGAUUCGCAGCCACGUUGGUGUCGUCGCCCCUCGUCGCUCGCUUCGGCGUUUUGCAGGUACGCUCGCUGGGAGAGGGAAGGGGUGACUUUUGA